Messenger RNA from Phytophthora infestans T30-4, 1496 nucleotides. RefSeq lists its product as uncharacterized. The coding region runs from base 208 to 1473 and encodes 421 amino acids. The record is from RefSeq and is a predicted model, not a curated record. Gene Ontology annotation, biological process: box C/D snoRNP assembly; chromatin remodeling; regulation of transcription by RNA polymerase II. Gene Ontology annotation, molecular function: ATP hydrolysis activity; DNA helicase activity; ATP binding. The transcript has 2 exons. Gene Ontology annotation, cellular component: R2TP complex; NuA4 histone acetyltransferase complex; Swr1 complex. NCBI's taxonomy places the organism in Eukaryota, Oomycota, Peronosporomycetes, Peronosporales, Peronosporaceae.
GGCAACCAACUUGUGCAAGUAUCUCGCUUGCUUUUGGUCUUCCGUCCUCUUCUCACGCCAAUAAACACAUCCUCCAGCAUGUCAGGCAACGUCAAAACGCAAGCGGAGGUGAAGGACAUCACGCGCAUCGAGCGCAUCGGUGCACACUCGCACAUCCGCGGCCUUGGAUUGGACGACAGUCUGGAGCCACGCAUGACCUCGCAGGGCAUGGUAGGCCAGACGGAGGCUCGUAAAGCUGCGGGUAUUGUCGCCAAGAUGAUCGAGGAGGGCAACAUCGCUGGUCGCGCCAUCUUAUUGGCCGGUAAGCCUGGCACCGGUAAGACGGCGAUUGCCAUGGGUAUUGCACAGGCUCUAGGAGAAGACACACCGUUUACUACCAUCGCCGGUAGCGAGGUGUUCUCGCUCGAGAUGAGCAAGACAGAGGCCUUGACGCAGGCAUUCCGUCGCUCUAUUGGCGUGAGAAUCAUGGAAGAGACGGAGAUUAUCGAAGGAGAAGUUGUUGAGAUCCAGGUGGACACUCCUACUGGCGGUGUGGGUGAUAAAGUGGGCAGAUUAACGCUCCGAACGACAGAAAUGGAGACGGUAUACGAUCUUGGAGCCAAGAUGAUUGACUCCCUGACCAAGGAGAAGGUCGAGGCAGGUGAUGUGAUUACUAUCAACAAAGAGUCUGGCAAGAUCUCCAAACUCGGACGGUCGUUCACGCGCUCUCGUGACUAUGAUGCAAUGGGGGCACAGACUCGGUUUGUGCAAUGUCCCGAGGGGGAACUACAGAAGCGGAAGGAGGUCGUGCACGUGGUAUCACUCCACGAGAUCGACGUCAUCAACUCGCGCUCUCAAGGUUUCCUUGCGCUGUUCGCUGGCGACACUGGAGAGAUCAAGGACGAAGUGCGUGAACAGAUCGACACGAAGGUCGCAGAGUGGCGUGAGGAAGGCAAAGCCACAAUCGUGCCUGGCGUGCUGUUUAUCGACGAGGUUCACAUGCUGGAUAUCGAGUGUUUCUCGUGGCUCAACCGUGCGCUCGAGAGCGACAUGGCUCCUGUGCUUAUCAUCGCUACGAACCGUGGCAUCACUCGUAUUCGAGGGACUAACUACAAGAGUCCGCACGGUAUCCCUAUCGACUUGUUGGAUCGACUCAUGAUCAUCCCUACGAGGCCGUACAGCGAGGCCGAGAUGCGUAAGAUCCUGAUUAUUCGCUGCGAAGAGGAAGACGUCGAGAUGACUGAAGAGGCCAAAGAUUUGCUUACACGUAUCGCAGUGGAGACGUCGCUGCGAUAUGCUAUCCAAAUGAUCAUCACAGCGUCGCUCGUAUGCUCCAAGCGCAAGGGUACAGAGGUGGACGUGCCCGAUAUCAAGCGUGUCUACUCGCUGUUUGCCGACGUCAAGCGCUCCACGCAGUUCCUGAUGGAAUAUCAACGCGAGUUCAUGUUCCACGAAGUGGACGACGAAGAGGAAGACGAGGAUAUGGAGCAGUAGAUGAGGACUACUGGCAGUCGCAG